AUGACUGAGUGGGAGACUGAGGGACAUGAACCUCACAACAUGGCCAACAUCAUGCAGGCACGUGGCGCGGCCCAACUAGGUGAAUAUAAUGCAAUAAAAGGUUUACUGGACGCUGGACUUGUGCAGGCGGGCGCUACAGAUCCAGAUGAUUGUUCAUUGUUGCAUUGGGCUGCCAUUAAUAAUAGGUUAGAUGUGAGUUUUACGUUUCUUGUUUUAUGUUUAGGUAUCAAUUGUAAAAAAGGAAAUUAGGCAAUUUUUAUAAGAUUUUUUAAAUUAUUCAUUCUUUGUAAUCUUCAGGUAGCUCGGCUUCUGAUUGAACGAGGAGCUCCUGUGAAUGCCAUCGGUGGGGUCUUGUCUUCUACUCCAUUACAUUGGGCUUCUAGACAUGGCCAUCAUUCAAUAGUCGCUUUGUUAAUACAAAACGGUGCUGAUCCCGAGAUCAAGGACGGUGAAGGUUUUAUGCCCAUUCAUAUUGCUACUCAAUUUGCCUCUGCUCCUGUAGUUGCAUAUCUGAUAGCUAGUGGUCAAUCUCCAAAUGCUCUAGACUCGACUAAAAUGACACCAUUGAUGUGGGCUGCUUUUAAAGUGCAAGGACCAAAUCCCCUUAACAUGCUCAUACAGUUGGGAGCUGACGUUAAUAUGGUAGACUCUAAUUUUCAUGAUACGGCGUUACAUUGGGCUGUGAUAUCUGGUAAUACGAUUGCGGUGAGAGAACUUCUGAAGACGGGAAUUGACAUUGAUGCUGUGAAUAGAGUAGGUUGUUUUGUAUUAGUUGACAUUUAAUUUUAGCGUUUUUGUAUUGUCUUUAAUGUUUGUGGAUUUUAACUUCAAUUUUUCAGCAAAAUGAAACAGCGUUGGACAUAGCAAAACAACAAAAUCGAAAUGUUAUCAUAAAUAUGCUGGAGGUUGCCAGACGGAAACGAAAACAAACUCCUAUUAGCUUCAAGCAGAAACUAUACGAAGAUGAGGUAUUUUAUUGUUUUUCUUAAUUAUACUAUUUUUGACUACAUUUACAUAAAGUGUAAUUUUAGGUAAUUAAGAAGCGAAUAAUAAUGUUAAUCCCGGCCGUUAUCUUUACAACAAUGUUACUAACCUUUUAUGCCAACACCGAUCUCAGAUUAAAAAUAUUUUUGUUUGUUAUCUACUUCAUAUGUGGAAUAUUUGUAAAAACGUGGGUUUCUUUUAUUUAAACGUACUCUUUUAAUUUUUUUUGAUUUUUAAACUUAUAUGGUUGUAGUUUUAAAAGUAUGUUAUGGUAAUUGUGAUUUCAGUACGUACUUAAAGUACAACCGUCGAGAAUGUAUAGACUACUUACCAAUGAGUAUGGCAUUUUCUACUAUAAUGUUGUACAUCUUUACCUGGUUCACCUUCCUCAACGUUACUAUGCCAUGGCAUACGCAGAUCUUCGUAUUGUUCAUCGUAUUUCUGGUGCCGUAUUUGUUUUUGAAGUCCGUCUUUUCUGAUCCGGGGAUUGUAAAAUCAACAGAUGCUGUAAGUUUAGGUCUUUCUUUUGGUAAUGUCGAUACUAUAAAGUAGUUGAGUAUUCUGACAUACAUAAACAAUGACAUUGAUGUCAUUUAAUACCUAAAAUUUAGGAGAAAAUGAAAGCGACGAAAGAGGCGAUUGAAGAAAACUUGCUUGGCCAGCACUUUUGUGUUACAUGUCUGAUGAAGAAGUUACCACGGUCCAAACACUGUCGUAUGUGUGAGCAUUGUAUACUGAGGUUCGACCACCAUUGUCCGUGGAUUGGCAACUGUGUCGGAGGAAAGAAUCAUCGACUGUUCGUGGCUAUGCUCUUCGUCACUUUUAUUGGUUCGGCUAUCGUCACUUUGAGUUGUAUUUUCUGUAAGUUAUAGUCAAUUCUUCUGUAAUAUAUAUCCUGAUUCGUACAUCUGUAAGGUGUACUUUGUCAUUUACAGCUUUUGGUAUCUAUGAUUAUUUGCAGAUAUGCGGUCAGAAUGCUCAGAAUUGGAGUUCCACCAAGUGAUUGGGUGUGAACCAGCAGUACUUAUGACGGCUACGAUAGGUGUUCUUUCCACUGGAGUAGUCUUCAGUCUUUUGGCUAUACAAAUAUAUCAGGUAAUACACUUUCUAUUUACAUAGAUUUAUAUUCAAUUUUCCAUAUUGAUGUAAGUUCUCUGAGUACUGUAAUUCCGUUCUGUAUAUGUAUUAUUGUUUUAUUACAGUAAUCGUUUUCAGAUUGCAAGCGGAUUCACAACAAACGAGCGUCUAAAUGCUCAACGAUACGGGUACAUGACAGUUAAGGAAGAUAACAUUGUUAACAAAAGUCCUUACGAGUGAGUUUUGUGGUACUGUAACAUAUUUGUUAAGGAUUUGUGUGAACUAUCAUUAGCAACCAUUAGUUUGCAUAUUUCAAUAAGUCCUACUCAUUUCAGCAACGGAUUCACGGAAAACUUCAGAAUCUUCUUAAUGGCGAAACACUUGGACUUUGUUGACUCCGGACCCUCGCAGGAAGGCUACAUUAAUGUGUGA
This is a messenger RNA of Bursaphelenchus okinawaensis, 2493 nucleotides long. The record is from the annotation of a GenBank genome assembly. Lineage: Eukaryota; Metazoa; Nematoda; Chromadorea; Rhabditida; Aphelenchoididae.